Apis laboriosa (Himalayan honeybee) is the source of this 9806-nucleotide messenger RNA. RefSeq names its product probable serine/threonine-protein kinase dyrk2. Gene Ontology annotation, cellular component: nucleus. Gene Ontology annotation, biological process: peptidyl-threonine phosphorylation; peptidyl-serine phosphorylation. Lineage: Eukaryota; Metazoa; Arthropoda; Insecta; Hymenoptera; Apidae. The record is from RefSeq and is a predicted model, not a curated record. Gene Ontology annotation, molecular function: protein serine/threonine kinase activity; protein serine/threonine/tyrosine kinase activity; ATP binding. The transcript is spliced from 10 exons. Bases 113 to 3709 code for a protein of 1198 amino acids.
AAAGUAUAUCUCUCUCUCUCUCUUUUUCUCUCUCCGUUCGAUCCUCUCUCUCUCUCUCUCUCUGUCCACCGCUGCUCGAGAUCAAAAAGACUGAAUAUCAAAGAGAGGCAAGAUGUUGGGAGUGAGUCAACCGGGAAAUCCACCCUCGAGCCUGCGACACUCGGCGAGUUUCUCCUGUUUGCAACGCGGUACCGCGAGCGAGGGGCACAGGGCGAGGACCUCGACGCUUCUCCAACAGCCGAGCCUCCAGCUGAGCAACAGCCAUCACCAAUACACGCCCGGCCAGGCCGCGUCGUCCCUCCUCCAACAGUCGACGGGGACCGUUCAACAUCGCAUCGAGGCGUUGGAAGCCGUACAAGACGCCGGCAACGAUUACGGUUUCGUGAAGUUACGCCCACGUCUGCGUAGCACGAACGCGACACUCCACUACGAGGAGGAAUUGGCCGCCCAGAAGAACGCUAUAUGGGAUAGGGACGCGUCGGCAUUCAGCGACCGCGAGUGCGACGCCAAUUACAGGGACCCGUCCCUCAAGAUCAAGGAUAACAGGGAACACUCGCCCAAGGGUGCGACGAAUUCGAAGAAUCAGAACCCGCUCAGAGGCGCCCUCAUACUGUUCACCUCGACUUCGUCCUGGUGGAAGGCCAGGCAACGGGAGGAUCAGCUGAACGCCGCGGAUCAUCGCUCGUUCGCCUCGACUACAGGCGUGGCGUUGACCUCUUCCGAGCGAAAGUGGUCGAGCACCUCGAUGGCGUCACCCUCGAACGAAAGAAAGUGGCCCUCGGUGGUCACCUCGCCCACCAACGAUCGGAAAUGGUCCGUGGGCAACAACAGCAACAACAACAACAACAACGGUAAUAACCCUUUGACGUCGCCGGGUAACGAGAGGAAGUGGACCACCACGAGAUCGUCCGUCUCGUCGAACUCGAACUCGGGUCAACAGGACAGGAAAUGGCGGUCCCUCGGCGCCCUGUUAAGGGCCCCGACCGCCACCACGCCCGCCUCGCACGCCGUCCAACACUCCUUGUCCCACAACAUGAGCGUCUCGAUGAUCGAGGGCGACCACUUCAGGGAGGACUCGGCGCGCGGCUCAGCUUGCAAGUCGACGCGUUACCAACAGCCCACCUCGUAUUCGGCUCGCGUGUCCCGCGUGAGCCGGGACAUUUACAGGGAGAACGGCGGGUCGGAGUUCGGCCAGGCGGGGGGGAGAUCGAAGGUGAGCCGCAGGUUGUACCAGGAGGAUUGCUUGGACAGGGACACGGUGGAGGAGAGACACGUGCAGCAGGCGAGACACCAGUUCGACGAGGAGUGCAGGGGCCGCGCGAAUCGGGAGAGUAUCUGUAAAACUGAGCAGCAGCAGCAGCAGCAGCAACGAGAGCAGCAGGCAGUUAACGAGAGCGGUACGCGUAGCACGGCUUCGACGACGACAACGGCGAGAUCGAACCGGGCUCAAAGCUUUUAUCUUCUCGACGAUUUCCUGCGGCCCCAGCCCCAACAGAGUAACAACAACAAUAACAACAAGUGUAUGCUGAACGUUUAUCUGUCACCGUCGCACGCCGCGUCGAAGUCUACGUGUGGCAGUAAUGGCAACGAUCUGCUACACUCGGCGGCGGGUAGAUCGGCCGACCAGGUGAAACACCAGGUCUCGCAGGGGAACGCGAACGUGACGAACAUCACUCCGCCGCGGCGCCAUAACUCUAGCUCGGAUAGCCUCGAGGUCGCGACUAGCCCGCUUCCGCCGCCUGUCCCGCCUCCGCCGCCUCAGGUGACCGCAACCCGUGACAGGGAGAGGGCAGAGAAUUUCAAAGAGAAGGACGUGUGCCAGUGCAAAGUGUGCUGGACCAAUAUGCAGCAGCAAAGAUGUUUCGUAGAAGAGAGUCCUGGAACGCUGCACAAAGAUGUCGGUGGUGCUGGUACCAAGGUCAGCGGAAAGACGGUCGGCGGUGUCGGCACUGCAACCCUUACCACGCUCUCUUCCAUUAAUAAUACAUCCAAUACCAGCCGGAACAAGAACAAUCCCGUAUCUCAAGAGAAAUUACUGUCAUUCUUUCAUCCCAAAACGACGCGAGUGGACAAGUCCGACAACAACAACACAACCAAUUCCACCACCAACAAUAUUCACAACAACCUGCCGAUACACGAGCCUAUCAACGCCACAUCUCACGAUGUAUAUCCUGGGAGAUUGCCAAUGACAGCUCCAGAAGCUCUCAAGUAUUAUGGUUCGAGGCUCACCGAAUUUGAGCGCAACGAAAUCGAAAAAUACUCAGAGAUUUGGUACCUUGGUCUGUCGGCCACGAAAAUUCAUGGCGAGGAGGGCUCAUCCCAAAAUGGUGGAUACGACGACGAAAACGGUAGUUACAACAAGGUCUUCCACGAUCAUAUCUCGUACAGAUACGAGAUAUUGGAGGUGAUCGGGAAAGGAAGCUUCGGACAAGUGAUCAGAGCGUUGGAUCACAAGACAGGACAGUACAUUGCCAUCAAGAUCAUCAGAAAUAAAAAGAGAUUCCAUCAUCAAGCGCUCGUCGAAGUGGAGAUUUUGGAACAUCUCAGGAAGAAAGAUCUAGAGGCGAAUGCGUCGCACAAUGUGAUACACAUGCUAGAAUACUUCUACUUCAGGAAUCAUUUGUGCAUCACCUUUGAGUUAAUGAGUUUGAAUUUAUACGAGCUAAUCAAAAAGAAUAACUAUAAGGGAUUUAGUCUGAGCCUAAUACGACGAUUCGCCAAUUCGUUAAUUAGCUGCCUGAGACUGCUGUAUCGAGAGAAGAUAAUUCAUUGCGAUUUGAAACCUGAAAACGUGCUUCUGAAACAGCGGGGAAGCAGCUCGAUUAAGGUGAUAGACUUCGGAUCCUCGUGUUACAGCCAUCAGCGUGUAUAUACAUACCUUCAGUCCAGAUUUUAUCGAAGUCCAGAAGUGAUUCUGGGUCUUCCAUACGGUACCCCGAUCGAUAUGUGGAGUUUGGGUUGCAUUCUAGCCGAACUCUAUACCGGUUGUCCUUUGUUCCCGGGCGAGGAUGAAAUUGAACAACUUGCCUGCAUUAUGGAAGUUCUUGGCCUGCCACCGGAACAUAUUAUUAAUCACGCAUCCCGUCGCAGGCUUUUCUUCGAUCCGAAGGGAAGUCCUCGAUGCGUGACAAACAGUAAGGGCAAGAAGAGAUGGGCUGGUAGCAGGAAUCUUGCCAUAGCUCUUCGUUGCACCGAUACACUUUUCGUCGACUUUGUUCGCAGAUGCCUCGAGUGGGAUCCAAAGAAACGCAUGACCCCCGACGAGGCGAUGCGUCACGAGUGGCUGAACUCGUCCUCCUUUCACGUGAGCUCCUCGACGUCGACGAUAGCCGCGUCGACGGUGAACGCGAACACGAACGCGAACGCGAACACAACGAGCAUGGAAACGUCGUCGCAAUCCGCCCACGCUCAGACAGUUAGCGUGACAGUAAGCGCGCCCAGGCAACGGGCGACCACUGUCGAGGAUCCCCCUUACACGAUGUAUCGUUUGUGCAAAGGUCGUAAGUACGUGCAGAGGAUCAGCACGACCGAAAACACCGACAACGCAGGCCUCGUAGUGAAGAGUAAGCUGAACGGAAGCGCGAGCAGCCACGCGCUCGCGAGUAGCACGCAGACUACUACCUCGAGGCACGCCUCGACCGGCGAUAUCGUCGCGAGUCUGGACCCAAAUCUCGACGAUUCCGGUACGUUUUUACCGCCGAUAUUGUGAAAUCGGUUUUGCGCUACCCACUUCUAGAUGCUUUCGCGCGUACCGUGUCGCGAUCGAACAGCACUCGCUCUCCAAUCUACACCGAGAUGAUAUAUAUGUAUAUAUAAAUGUAUAUAUUUAUUAUUACAUAUAUAUAUUUAUAUAUAUAUAUAUAUAUAAAAAAAGGAAAGAAAUUGUUUAUACGUAAUUAAGAAUGACAAGCGUAUAUUGGCCCCUUUUUUGUGGAACGAAUAACGAGAUUGGACGGUUGAUUUGAUUACGACAAUAAAAGCAAAUCAUGUACAUACAAAUGGCACGGCCAAUCGUGCCAAGUUACACAAGACCAAAAAUAUAUAAAUUCGGUUUACGAAUAUCCGUUAUAAAACGAUGAUGAUUUUUCUCGUUGAUGUAGUUAAUCAAGCCAAUUCAUUGAGUAGGAAUUUUUUAUUUUCGAUAUCCGGUGUGCUCGAAGAGUGAGAGGAAAUCACUCUUGGGACAUGAUACAUGACAUCGAGGCAUGUAGAAUUGGCUGGCUGUGGAUCUGGCCCGAUCAUGUUGUCGACGCCAAAAGGCUAGUCUAGUGUUUUCCCUUGCUAGUCUCUCAGCGUGUAUCGAGCUACAUAUACGAGGCCAAAACAAUUUUUGACGAAGACGCGCGCGUGUCACGAACACAACGAGCAUGAUUUUUAAUUAUAGUAAAAAACGGGGAACGCGGUUGUUUCUAUCCGUUCUAGCCGCGACUGACAAAAAAAAAAAAAAAAAAAAAAAAAAAAAAAGAAAGAAAGAAAGAAAAGAAAGAUAUGAUCCCGGCGGCCCGACGUCACUCAGGUAAUAUCGUAAACGACGCGCGUGCACCGAUAUCGUAGAAGUCGAUCGGAAAUAGAAGUUUGUUCCCUAUAAUCCGUUUGUCCAUAAGACACUCGUCCCUUAAUCUAAACACUUCCAAGUGUUAGCGAGAAUUUUACAACUUUAGUCGACGAUGCGUUUUUGCAAAUCGCGUUAAGAAAGAAGAGAUCGUUUGCAAAAAAAAAAAAAAAAAAAGAGAGAGAGAAACACUUCUUCCAACGAUAACAAAGAUCAUUCAGUAUAUUGUUCACCGAAAGUUUUAAAAUGGACGAAACUCCUCAGUCGCGCACAGUUGUCCUGUGUUAAAACAAUUCAUAGAACGUAUAUAUAAUUACGUAGGCGCAAUACGAUCGUCGCGAUUAGUAACGUUGUAAGAAAAGUUCGAUUCGCUAUCGACAGGCGCAAAUUAAUGUUAACGAUAUAUAUAUAUUAUAUAUAUAUGUAUACUAUAUGUAUACGAAGAAAUAUGUACGAGGAGAGAAUAGCGAAAGGGUGAAUGCGUUCUUAACAACGAUAUUUCCGCGCGAUUUUUCAUCGAGCAUUAUAUUCACAUUCAUAUAAUCGCGGUUGAAACGUGAAAGAAGUAGGAAAAGAAAAUAAAAGGAAAAAAAAAAAAAUAGGUAAAACCUGAGUCGUCUGAAACCCCGUGACAACAGGGUACCGAUUAAUAAUGAAACGUCAAGGCAAACCUCGGUGAGAGAGGGAGAGAGAGUGUGAGAGAGGGAGAAAGAGAGAGAGAGAGAGAGAGAGAGAGAGAGAGAGACGAUGCUCCUGGAGAUGAAGCGUGUGCCCCAGUUUCACGAGGCCUGAGUAGUCUUAUUGUGAUAUUAAUCUACCACUGUCUUUUACGUAGAUCUCUGAUAUUAAGAAGUAAACGAUCGCUAUAAUUAAUGAUUAUCUUUUUUCAUUCUAUACUAUCAAUCAUUAUUUUCUUAAUAUUGAUUUAUCGCUCUCACUAUUAUAGCAAGAUUAUAUAAUUACGAUAUUAACGAAGUUAUCCAAUGAAUAAUAACAGAGAUAACAUUAUGAUUAUUAUUAUUAUUAUUAUUAUUAUUAUUAUUAUUAUUAUUAUUAUUAAUAUUAUUAUUAUUAUUAUUAUUAUUAUUGUUGUUGUUAUUAUCAUAAGGAUUGUACAGAUUUAACGAAGCCUUUGAAAUCCAACACACCAUACAUUCGCUUCUUCGUUAACAUUUUUAUUUCUUUUUAUUUUUUUUCUUUCUAUUACAAUAGACGACUAAAAAAAAAUUGUCAAAUGCUUGAAAAUUCUUUACUACAUUUAUUUUCGCAUAAUUUUGGCUAUUAAUGUAAUGCAUAACAUCUUAAGCAGAAUUUUAUCUUUCUUUUUCUAUUAACCAAUUUUAAUUUUUCCCAAUUUAUUAUCUUGUUACGUUAAUCAAAUGUUAAUUAGAAAUUGUAUCUCUUCACUCAUCGGAAUGUAGGUUAUAAAAAUAUUAAAAUCGAAGUUCGUGUUACUUUUUAGUGUAAAUGCGAAGGAUUUGAAAGGAAGACUUCUGUACCGUGUAAUAUACGUUGCCUCGAUACACAUACACACACAUACACGCGUGCGCGAGAAGGAGAGGGAGAAGAAAAGAGUUUUCCCGCUCGGUGUUCAAAAAUCACAAUGAAAGUUCAACUAAAUGAGAAAGAUAUAUAUUAAUAGUUAUGAUAAAUAUCAUUAGUAUUAUUCGUAAUUGUUCGUUAUUAAUGAUUUUCGAUCCAUUCUUCCACAUAUUAUUAUUUUUUUUUUUUUUUCGUUUGGAUUGAAAUCAAGAUAUGGUCGACUUAGAAGAUAUAACGAGGUUACAAAAUUAAUUGGACAGAAAAUUGCAAAUGUUUAAACUUUCGAAACAGAACUUCAAAUAUUUAGAAGAGAUAAAGAGUUGGAAAUAUGAUGUCAAUUUGAAAUGAUUAAAAAUAAUUAGAUUUUUUUAAAUAUUUAAAACAAAAAACUAAAUCGUAAUUGAUGAUAAAUGAAGCAAAUUACAAUUAAAAGUUGAUUGACAGAUUUUUCUAUAUUAAUAUUUUUCAAUAAUCAUAAUUAUAAUUUUGAUUACACCUAGUAUAUUAAUUUAUAUCCUCGAUAUAUCUAUCUGAAUGAAGUAUUACCAUGUAGUAAAAAUUGCUUUUUAUGGGAAUAUAAAUGUAAGUUGUCUUCGUAAGUAUUUUGUCGAAAGGCAACGAUUUGGUAAUCAUGUACAAAAAAUGCAUGUACAGAAUAAUGGAAAAAAAAAAAAAGAAACAAAGGCAAACGAAAAAUAUUCAAUUGAUGAUAAAGAAGUGACGUAAAGACUGAAAUAAUAAAAAGUUAUUUUUAAAAUUUUAUUUAAAAGCAUAUAAAUUCGAUCAUUCAUAAAAUGUAUUCAUAAGAUACAUUUUUUUUUGCAUUGUACUUUUUUUUAUAUUUCGUUGACUAAACGAUCACAGCCCGAAAUGCAUUUUUUUUUUAUUUUUCCCGCGUUUUUCUUACAUUCAAAAAAAAAAAAAAGAAUUCGAUAAUCGAUCAACUGAUCGCAAUAAGGCGAUGACAUUUCGAUAAUCGAUUAACUGAUCGUAAUAAGGUGAUGACAUUGAUUUUUUCUCUAAAUAAUUUUGCAUAUUUCUUGUUUAAUUUUCAUAUGUUUAAAUAAUCAAAGUAUAUUUUAUUCAUUCAAACAUAUCUAAUUAAUAUCUUUAAGCAUUUGUUUAUUAGACUUGAGUUAAAAUCUUGUAUGUGGCAUAUAAUGGAAGACAACUUACACUAUGCAAAGAAUAUUUAGAAUAUAUUAUGAAAAAUGUUAAAAAAAAUAAUAUAGGAUAAGGUAUUUGAAAGAUAUGUGGAUAUCUUUAUUGUUCUCUAGUAUAGAAUAGUGAAAAUAAUUUUUUUAGUUAAAAUAUAUUUUAUAUGAAAUAAAAAAUAAAAAUUUCUAGAAUGUUUAAAUUUCAAAUUUACAAAUAAAUCAUAGUUGAAUACGAGCUAUAAUAUAUUAUAAACAAAUGUUAAAAAACUAAGAGAAAAUUUGUAAUGGUAAUUUUAGAGGUUAAAAGUAUUCAAAUAUUUUUUAUAUACCUUAUCCUAUAGAAACAGAAGCUCGUAUUACAUAAUAAAUGAUAUGUAAUAAAAUAACAUUAAUUUUUUAACAUAUUUACUAUGUCAAAAAUAUAUUUUAAAUAUUUCGUAAAUUCCGAAAUUUUAAAUUGAUCAGAGCGCGUAACGAACGGUUCUAAAUUCACAGGCGCCACCGGCACGAGAAAAAGAGAGAGCUGCCCACAGAAGCACUUUGUUCGACUAUAGUCAGAGCGACGAGUCCAACAUUUAACGAGUGUAGUAUCUAAACCACGUACAUAGAUCACACAUAACCUCACACACAUACAGACACAGAAUAAAUUUAUAGCGAAACAAGAAAUAUCAAAUUGUGUAUAAUAAUUAACAUUAAUAAAACUCGUGUGCGUCCGUAUGCAUAUGUGCGUGAGAACGAAAGAAGAAAAAGAAACAGAAAUAUCAGAAAGGAACACAGAGGGAAGAUAUAUUAGAUAUGUUAGAGAGAAUGUGUCCAGCGAGAAUGCGUUACAUUAUCGCAUAUACAUAUAUACAUAUACAAUUUUAAGUGUUAAGUAACCCACGCGGAAGCGAAAAAACGAGUUAAAUAUAGGAUAUUCAUUUAGAAAAUAGAGAAGACCGUUCGAACAACGUAGCUCCGAUACAUGGAGUCCCCUGUUUCCCAUUACUCUUCCCUUUGGUACUGUUCUAUUGUGUAAAGUCGACGAUUAAAUCGUUUAUAAAAUUUUCAAUUAGAAAAGAUUUAGAAAAGUAUCAGAAGAAAUGUUUUCCUUGAUAUAGAUUUAUAAUUAAAGUCUUAUAUAAGUCUUAUAUAUUAUAAUGACGAUCUGGUCAUUUGAUCUGUUCGAUGAAUUUAUUGUUCAAAUAUGAUUAACACAAAUAGACGUUCGAUAAACAUUGUUACGCUAUGACUACUGCUAUUUCAUAAGCAAGAAUAUAUAUACAUAUAGAUGUCAAGUGUUUAAAGUGUCCUAGAAGCAAAAAAAUUAUAAAUGCUUAAAUGAACAGCUUAAUUUUACAUCCAAUACCAAACAUUUAAUUGAGAAAUACUUUAUUCUCAUUUUAUAUCGGUUUUUAAACGAUUUAAUCGAAUCGAUUGAACACAUUUGACGCGAAAAAUUUAAGAGCACGAAAAACGUGAAAUUGAAUCGAUAAAUCUUUUUCUCUUUCAUUAUGGUUUUUCGUUCUCACGAGUUAUUCACGUCAAUUGUACAGUCCUCAAAUUUUUUAGUUGUGUUCACUAUAUUGUAUACAGUGGGAUCAAAUUACAUGCGUUAGGAUCGACUAAUCUACGUAAACUGAUCAUCUCAUGUUUAACAUGUCGCCGUGUAUUCGCGCAUGCGUACAUGUCUUUCGUGAAGUGAAAUUUGCCUAAAAAAUUUAAAUAAAAAUUAUUGAAGUAUACUUUCUUUAGAAAUAAACAAAAGUUAAAAAAAGAAAAAAAAGAAAGAUAUGGGACAAAGUGAUGUUUAAAUAAUCAAUUCAUGUAUCUUCUAAAACAAAAUUUCUUAUGUCAAAUAGUUCAAUUGGAUUGAGAAAGAAUCAUUACUCGUCUCGUAAUCCAACUUUAUCGGUUAAUAAUAACCGAAAUAAUGGACAUACAAGACAGUUACUUUCUAGUCCAAAAACAUGUUACGAAAAAAGGGGAUGGUCUAAAAAGGUCUAAACUCUACUAAAGAAUAAAAGGAAAGGCUCUCUUUCAGGCUUCAGCGUGGAAUGCUCUUAGUGUAUAUCUGUUAGGACAACGUGUAACUAAUUAUCGAGUUAACGACGUGAUUAGAUUUAUCAAAUUCAAUUAGAUAGUAACUGUGCAUAAAUGGCGAGAUCGUUGCCAUAGCCAUGACUGCGACCGUCCCUUUUCCCCCUCCCUUCUGGACAUAAUAUCGAUCCAUAAUGUUCGAUUAAUUCACAAAAUUAUCCUUGUGAUGAUUAAUUGUUCUUGCUUAGUGUAUCUCAAUAGGACAAUCACAAAUAAUUUUGUAUUAGUGUAUUACCAAAAUUACAGUUAAGCGUUUAUGGAAUUUCAAAUAGCGAAUAUUAUUUUUCUUUUUUUUUUUGUCAAAAUCCAAACAUUGAGGUUCUAUGCGCUGUUGCUGAUUGAGAGACUAUAACGGAAUUUGUAAAUUUUCUUCAUAUUGUAUGUUUCCGUCAUUGUCAAGUUCUCUUUAUAUAAUUAAAUUUCAUGUGGUUAAUAUAGAUCGUAUUUCUCGAAAUAAAAGCAUGUACAAAAUGUAA